CUGUAAACGUGACUUAUGCAAUACAGAGUAAAAUGUAGCUCCAGCGUGAGCUUCAGAGUCAGUAUCAACCAGCUGCAGCGGGUCAUCCUUGUCCUCCACACAGAGGACAAAAUGAAGAAAGACUAUUCUCUGAAGAGGAAGAAGAGUCAAGGAGCCUCUUUUCAGGAAACAUUUGUCCAACAGAGAAAUGGAUCUGUGUCAUCCAGUCCAGAUCAUACUGAUUUGAAUGACAGAAAGAAAUCCUACCCGACCCUUUUUGGAAAAUACAGCCAGAGCCUUCAGACCCUCAAACCCUUCCGCUGGUCCUCAUCUCAGUCCCACCCUCUGGACAAUGCAGGUUUCUUUUCCUUUGCAACCUUUGCCUGGAUGACCCCCAUGAUGUGGGCCUUUUUCAGGAAUAAGCUGGACAUGAGCUCCCUCAACCUGUCACCUUUGGAUGUAUCCGACAGCAGCGGAGAAAGGCUCCACAGACUCUGGGAGGAAGAGGUGGCAAAGUUGGGCCUGGAGAAGGCCUCUGUGACUCGAGUAGUCUUUCGCUUUCAAAGAACCAGGCUGAUUCUGUCCAUCAUUGUUGGUGUCAUUGCCAUGGUGGCAGCGUUUUUGGGCCCGGCUGUUCUGGUCUAUGGGAUCCUGAACUACGCUGUGGAGCCAGAGAAGUCCACUGUAGCCUACGGUGUUGGUCUGUCCAUUGCUUUGUUCGUCUCAGAGGUCUCCAAAGCCUUCAUGAUUUCCUUGCUGUGGGCAUUAAACCUGCGCACUGCAGUCAGACUAAAGGGAGCCUACUCUUCAAUGGCCUUUCAGAAAAUCAUCUCUCUGCGGCUGCACACCGGCAUUUCAAUGGGAGAGAUGAUUGGUGUUUUGACCAACGAUGGCCAGAAAUUAUUUGAAGCAGUAUUGUUUGGGAGCUUCGUGGUGUCCUGCCCAGUAAUCCUUAUUGUGUGUAUUGUCUAUUCCUGCUACAUUCUGGGCUACACUGCACUAACUGCAGUCAGCGUCUACCUCAUCUUCAUCCCAAUACAGUUAGGCUUGGCCAAGCUCAUUAACACAUACAGAUGGAAAACCAUAUUGAUAACAGACAGCCGUGUUCGCACAAUGAAUGAGAUUCUCAACAGUGUCAAGCUUAUCAAGAUGUACGCCUGGGAAGAUUCUUUUGAAAAGAAGAUCGCAGACUUCCGGAAAAAUGAGAGGAAAGAACUGCAGAAGGUCAAUUAUGUCCAGAACGCCAAUUCCAGCAUCACCAGCAUCAUCCCCGUCAUUGCCACCGUUCUCACCUUCAUUGUACACACUCUGUUGGGCUUGAAGCUCAGCACAUCGGAAGCCUUCACCACCAUCGCCAUCUUCAACGCCUUGAGGUUCUGCUUGGUGCUUAUGCCCCAGUGUGCAAAGGUCCUGGCUGAGGCUGCUGUUUCACUCAAACGACUCAGGAAAAUAUUGGUGAUCCAGAAUCCAGAGCCCUACCUGAUCCAGAGAAAAGACAGGGACUCAGCGAUUGUGUUGAAAAAUGCUACACUUUCUUGGACCAGACCAACCAUGCAGACAGACUCCCCACUAAUCUCAGCCAAUGGGGAGAAGGGACAAAAAGUGGAGAAGAUGUGCCAGAAUGGGAGGACUGAAACCUUACCAACCCUGAGAAACAUCUCCUUCACUCUGCCUAAGGGCAACCUGCUUGGCAUCUGUGGGAACGUUGGGAGUGGAAAGACGUCACUGAUUUCCAGCAUUUUGGAACAGAUGCACCUUCUGCAGGGCUCCAUCACCGUUGAUGGGACAUUUGCCUACGUUUCCCAGCAGGCCUGGAUAUUUCAUGGGACUGUUCAAGAAAACAUCCUGAUGGGGGAACCUUUCGAUCAGUCCAAAUACAACAAAGUUGUGGAUGUCAGCAGCCUCAGAGCUGACCUGGAUAUUCUCCCAUACGGUGAUCAAACUGAGAUCGGAGAACGAGGCCUGAAUCUGUCAGGGGGGCAGAAGCAAAGAAUCAGCCUAGCCAGAGCUGUCUACUCCAAUAGGGACAUCUUCCUCCUUGACGAUCCGUUAUCUGCUGUCGAUGCCCAUGUGGGGAAACACAUCUUUGAGGAAUGCAUUAAGAAGGAGCUCCAAGGGAAAUCCGUCAUACUGAUUACACACCAGCUCCAGUAUCUGGAGUUCUGUGAUGACGUUAUGCUUUUGGAUGAUGGCGAGGUGCAGGAGGCUGGACACCACAAGGCCCUGAUGAAAGCCAAUGGCCGCUACGCUAAACUCAUCAGCAACUACCAGAUGGAACAGUCCAAGACUGAGGAGGAGGAGGAGGAUGAGCUGUCUCCCCAAGACGCUGCCCAGCCGAAGGACAUUAAGCCAAGAGAAAGCCCCGACAGGGGCUUAGUGAACCCAGCAUUUGACAUGUCGGAUGAAAAGGAUGAUGAAAUGACAUCUGACCAAAGAUCUUCUCUCGGGGAUCAGCUGGUCAGUCAGGAGUCCAGCACAGAAGGUUCCAUCUCCUGGAGAGGGCCCUCAAAACCCCCAAAAACGGGUGGAGGGUUCACCGUGGAGCGGCUGCAGGAAUACAUCACGGGUUGUAAGUCUGAGGCCCCCAGGCAAAUAAAGGAGGCCCAAGUCCCAGAGGACUGGCCGAAGAGUGGAACCAUCACCUUCCAGGACUAUUCGAUGAGGUACAGGGAGAAUACACCCAUUGUCCUGAACAGACUUAAUUUCUCCAUCCGAGCUGGAGAGAAGCUGGGCAUUGUGGGAAGGACAGGCUCUGGGAAGUCCUCUCUCGGCGUGGCUCUGUUCAGGCUUGUGGAGCCAGCAGCAGGAACCAUCUUGAUCGAUGGCGUGGACAUCACGGCCAUUGGACUACAGGAUCUGCGCAGCAAAUUGUCCAUCAUCCCCCAGGAUCCUGUGCUAUUCAGUGGCACAGUCAGGUACAACUUAGACCCCUUCAAUAACUUCAAUGAUGAGGAGAUCUGGGCGGCGCUGGAGAAGACCUACAUGAAGGACUCAAUCUCCAGACUGGAGGGGAAACUACAGGCAACGGUGCUGGAGAAUGGAGAGAACUUCUCUGUAGGAGAGAGACAACUCAUGUGUAUGGCUAGAGCACUACUCCGCAACUCCAAGAUCAUUCUCUUGGAUGAGGCUACAGCUUCCAUCGAUGCAGAGACAGACGCCUUGAUCCAGAACACCAUCCAAGACGUCUUCAAGGACUGCACCAUGCUCACCAUCGCCCAUCGUAUCAACACUGUGCUCCACGCAGAUCGUAUUCUGGUCAUGGAGAAUGGCGAGGUGGCAGAAUUUGAUGAUCCAGAUGUGUUGAAGCAAAGACCAGACUCACUGUUCUCUUCACUCCUCAUGGCUGCCAACACUGUGAACACCUGAGCUACAGAGGCCCAGUGGCAUUACUACACAUUAACAACAUAACAUAAUAAUAUUCACGCAUUCAACCAUAUCUUCAUCCAUCCUGUAAUAUUGUCAUCUGGACUUUGGUUAUAUCCGGUGUGACUAAACUGCAGAGAAGGGGUCCAACGUUCAUGGAGAAAAACACACAAAUGUUCGCCUUACAAACUGUGUAGAUUUGGAUUUAUUUAUGUCCAUUGAUUGAUGAAACAAAUGCCUGGACAAUGUAUUUCAUAUUUUAUUACAGCGGAAUUGAAUGUAUAUUUAAAACAUUUUAUUUAUUGAUGUUCUUUGACUUUGUAACACACUUUGCAAAGCUUAUGUGUGAAGUCUGCUGGGUGAAUAAUAUAAUACUUAUACGAUAGCACUGAGACAAAACACAACAGGAAUUUCACAAAAUGGCAAAAGAGACAAGACAAAGAUGUUUGGUAAGACUGAAACCCAAAACUUGGUUCAUUGUAACCGAUGAUUCCUCCUCAUUGAAUGGAUAGUAAAACGUGAUGGGACAAUUUAUUGUUUUUGUGAACUAUCAUGUCUUUUAAAAUGUUUUAUUUUUUUCGUUAAAUGUUUUUUGACUCAUCAUAUUGUAUAAGAAUAAAAUAGAAUAUAUACUGUC
Messenger RNA from Pseudoliparis swirei, 3979 nucleotides. RefSeq names its product ATP-binding cassette sub-family C member 12-like. Bases 16 to 3345 code for a protein of 1109 amino acids. The record is from RefSeq and is a predicted model, not a curated record. Gene Ontology annotation, molecular function: ABC-type transporter activity; ATP binding; ATP hydrolysis activity. Gene Ontology annotation, cellular component: membrane. The transcript has 26 exons. NCBI's taxonomy places the organism in Eukaryota, Metazoa, Chordata, Actinopteri, Perciformes, Liparidae. Gene Ontology annotation, biological process: transmembrane transport.